This is a messenger RNA of Thalassophryne amazonica, 15699 nucleotides long. It is a transcript of the gene mycbp2, whose product is annotated as MYC binding protein 2. The transcript is spliced from 82 exons. The record is from RefSeq and is a predicted model, not a curated record. Gene Ontology annotation, cellular component: nucleus. Lineage: Eukaryota; Metazoa; Chordata; Actinopteri; Batrachoidiformes; Batrachoididae. Bases 410 to 14413 code for a protein of 4667 amino acids.
GAAGGAAGGAAGGAAGGAAGGGAAGGAAGGAAAGGAGGGAUGAUGGAACUAAGAUGGCAGCCAAACUGAGGGUGCUGCCUCUCUGGGAUCAAGAAAUAUUCACGGAACACAUGAAAACGAAAGUCGACAGGACGCUCGCUGGAAAAACAAGUGAUACGGCGUCGGUUAUUCCCGAGGGGAAUUAGCUAUGGCUUGAGAAGCGGGAAGGUGGUGAGGCUGUUGUCCGGAUCGGAACCGACGUUGUUGUUGUUGCACCACCACAGCGGCUUCAAUUUGCGCUGAUCCUGGAUGCUAAGUGUGUCGUUUCUGCUCUUACGAACGGACACAUGAUGUGACGCGUGGAGGAUUUGUGUGUCACGGCUGGCUGUUACCUACCUUUUGUGUGAUUUAUGCAUUGUUCCCCAAAACGAUGAUGUGUGCUGCUGCGGCAGCGGCCGCCGGCGGAGGGAUUCUGCCCUCCUCAUCGCCGCUGAUGGGGCUGGGAUUCAGGGUCAUUUCUGGAGCCGGAGCCGGAGCCGAUCUGUCCUCCAUCGGAUCGGGUAUGAUGGGUUCGUGUCCGACAGCCGGAGCCCAGUCGGACUGUCGGACUCGGUACCAGAUUUUACUCUCAGGGCGAGCUCUGGCGGAGAGAUAUAGAAGGAUUUAUACCACAGCUAUCAACGACAAAGAGCAAGGAAUAAACCAAGGAAGGGGCAAGAAGGCUUUAAGUAAGAAGAAACUGAAGAGACGGCAGAAGGUCAAAUCAAAAGUCAAAUCCAGAACAAAGGCCGAGAGUCUGGAUGGAGCCGUUUGUGUGCCGGACAUCAAGCUGCAUAGCAACCCGUCAGCGUUCAACGUCUACUGCAACGUGCGGCACUGUGUGCUGGACUGGCAGCAGCGAGAGGCCUCCCUGGCACUCGCCUCCCGGAGCUCGGUGCAAAGCGGUGACUCUGACAGCGAGGAGGAAGAAGAGUACCGUGAGCCGCCUGUCAAGCUGCCAAAGAUCAUUGGCAUCGGUUUGUGUGGCGUGUUUGAGCUGAUCAAGGAGACACGGUUUUCUCAUCCUUCACUCUGCCUCCGUAGCCUGCAGGCUUUGUUGGACAUGUUGCAGGGUCAACAGCCUGAGGGCUUCCAGACGGAGCCUCCGGAUGUGCUCGAGUCUCUAUUCCAGUUGUUGUUGGAGACCACAGUGCGGAGCACGGGCCCCAACGACCCCACAGGCCAGGCCAUCACCGCCCUGUCCUGUGCCUGCCUGUUCAGUCUGGUGGUGGCCUGGGGAGACACCGGCAAAAUCCUGCAGGCCGUCUCUGCCAUCCUCACUAACAACGGCAGCCACGCCUGCCAGACAAUACAGGUUCCCACCAUAAUGAACGCACUACAGAGGAGCGUACAGGCCGUCCUGGUGGGAAAGAUACAAAUUCAGGAUUGGUUUGGAAACGGCAUCAAACGUGCAGCCUUGAUGAACAAGUGGGUUCUGAAAGAGGUGUCCAUCGACGAAGACGAGCACUGCCUUCUACAGACCGAUGGUUCUUUUCUGUACUUGCUCUGCAAGGACGGACUCUACAAAGUGGGCUCUGGAUACAGCGGCACUGUCCGGGGCCACGUGUACAACUCCACAUCUCGUAUCAGGAAUCGGAAGGAGAAGCGAUCAUGGUUGGGCUUCGCUCAGGGGUAUUUGUUGUAUCGGGACACAAGUAACCACAGCAUGUCAGCUGUCAAGAUCAACCCAGAAACUUUGGAGCACGAGGGGACUGUCGCCAUGCCAGGUCACCACUCAGAUGGACAGAACAUUGUCUUCACAGAUGGAGAAUACGUCAACCAGAUUGCCGCCUGCAAAGACGAUGGUUUUGUGGUGCGGAUCUACACGAUGAGCUCAGACCCAGCUCUGCAGCAGGAACUUCAGCUGAAGCUGGCGAGGAAAUGUCUGCAUGCCUGUGGGAUCUCUCUCUUUGACCUGGAGAAGGACCUGCACAUCAUCAGUACGGGCUUUGAUGAAGAGGCAGCGCUGCUUGGAGCAGGCAGAGAGUUCGCUCUGAUGAAAACCGCCUCGGGAAAGAUCUACUAUACCGGAAAGUAUCAAAGCCUUGGCAUAAAACAGGGUGGUCCUUCAGCAGGGAAGUGGGUGGAGCUGCCUGUAACCAAGUCGCCCAAGUUCGUUCAGUUCUCAGUCGGACAUGAUGGCUCUCAUGCGCUGCUCGUGGCUGAAGAUGGCAGCGUGUAUUUUACAGGCUCUGCCAGCAAAGGCGAGGACGGAGAGUCCACCAAGAGUCGCAGACAACCAAAACCCUUUAGGCCCAAGAAGAUGAUCAAAUUAGAGACCAAGACAGCGGUGUACACGUCGUGCAACAAUGGCAGCAGCAGCAUUGUCACCAAGGACGGAGAGCUGUACAUGUUCGGCAAAGACGCCAUUUACAGUGACAGUACCUGUCAGGUAACAGAUCUCAAAGGUCACUGUGUAACUCAGGUUGCUAUGGGAAAGGCUCAUACAUGUGUCCUUACCAAGAGUGGGGAAGUAUGGACAUUUGGAGUGAACAACAAGGGCCAGUGUGGCAGAGACACCGGAGCCAUGAGCCAGACAGGGAAAGCCUUUGGGGUGGAGAGCAUGGCCACAGCCAUGGAUGAGGACCUUGAGGACGAGCUGGACGAGAAGGAGGAGAAGAGCAUGAUGUGCCAGCCGGGCAUGCACAAAUGGAAGCUGGACCAGUGCAUGGUGUGCACUGUGUGCGGAGACUGCACCGGCUAUGGUGCCAGCUGCGUCAGCAGUGGCCGACCAGACAGAGCACCAGGAGGUAUCUGUGGCUGUGGGUCUGGUGAGUCCGGCUGCUCAGCAUGUGGAUGUUGCAAAGCCUGUGCCCGGGAGCUGGAUGGUCAGGAGGCCAGGCAAAGAGGCAUCUUCGACGCUGUGAAGGAGAUGAUCCCACUGGACCUGCUGCUUGCUGUGCCUGUCCCUCCCCCUCCAGGCGUGAACAUCGAGGAGCACAUUCAGAUACGUCAGGAGGAGAAACGGCAGAGGAUCAACCGCCGGCACAGGCUGGAGGAAGGCCGAGGCCCCCUUGUUUUUCCUGGCCCAAUUUUUAUGAACCAGCGUGAGCAGGCCCUAGCCAGAAUAAGGCCCCUUCAGGCACUAAGGCAUAAGCGGGACAAGCACAAAGAUGGUAGCAGUGAGCGCGGCGAGAAAGAUGCCAGCAAAAUCACCACCUAUCCACCAGGAGCGGUGAGAUUCGACUGCGAGAUGCGAGCGGUGCAGGUCAGCUGCGGUUUUCACCAUUCUGUGGUCCUGAUGGAGAAUGGAGACGUCUACACUUUUGGUUAUGGCCAACAUGGCCAGCUUGGACACGGAGACGUCAACUCCAGGGGUGCUCCAACUCUGGUGCAAGCCCUGCCAGGUCCCAGUGUCCAGGUGACAGCUGGCAGUAACCACACAGCUGUUCUCCUCGUGGACGGACAAGUGUUUACAUUUGGCAGCUUCUCUAAAGGGCAGCUGGGCCGACCAAUCCUAGACAUGCCCUACUGGAAUGCUAAGCCGUCACCUAUGCCUAAUAUUGGUGCCAAAUACGGACGGAAGGCUACCUGGAUUGGUGCCAGCGGAGACCAGACAUUCCUGCGGAUUGAUGAGGCCCUUAUCAACUCCCAUGUCCUUUCUACUUCAGAGAUCUUUGCCAGCAAACACAUUAUAGGCCUCGUGCCCUCUUCUGUGUCUGAGCCACCUCCAUUUAAAUGUUUGCUCAUCAACAAAAUGGAUGGAAGCUGCCGGACCUUCAAUGAUUCAGAGCAGGAGGACCUGCAGGGCUUUGGCCUGUGCCUGGACCCUGUGUAUGAUGUCAUAUGGAGGUUUUUGCCAGCAUCAAGAGAGAUGUGGUGCUACAAUGCGGUGAUCGCUGAUGCCAGAGCGCCCUCGGCAACAGAUCUGCAGGCUCGCUGUAGCAUCCUUAGUCCCGAGCUUGCGUUGCCCUCUGGAUCACACGCCACGACCACUCGCUCUCAUGGAGCUCUACAUAUUCUUGGGUGCCUGGAUACUCUGGCAGGCAUGCAGGAGCUGAAGAUGGGUGUCGCCAACGCUGAAGAGGAAACCCAAGCAGUGAUGAAAGUCUACUCCAAGGAGGACUACAGUGUGGUCAACCGCUUUGAGAGUCAUGGUGGUGGCUGGGGCUAUUCUGCACACUCUGUGGAGGCCAUCCGCUUCUGUGCUGAUGCAGACAUCCUGCUGGGUGGGUUGGGUCUCUUUGGGGGUCGAGGGGAGUACACUGCCAAAAUAAAGCUUUUUGAGCUGGGACCUGAUGGAGGCGACCAUGAGACAGAUGGUGAUCUGCUGGCUGAGACGGAUGUUCUGGCCUACGACUGCGCUGCCAGGGAGAAAUAUGCUAUGAUGUUUGAUGAGCCGGUCUUGCUGCAGCUGGGCUGGUGGUAUGUGGCGUGGGCCAGGGUGUCGGGUCCCAGCAGCGACUGUGGCUCGCACGGACAGGCGACCAUCACGACUGAUGAUGGUGUGGUCUUUCAGUUCAAAAGCUCUAAGAAAUCAAACAACGGUACAGAUGUUAAUGCUGGACAAAUACCUCAGCUACUUUACAGACUUCCUUCAAAUGAUGGCAAUGCAUCUAAAGGGAAACAGCAGACCAGUGAGCCUGUGCAUAUUCUAAAACGCUCCUUCGUCCGCACAGUCUCGGUGGAGUGUUUCGAGUCACUGCUGAGCAUCCUUCACUGGAGCUGGACCACCUUGGUACUUGGUGUGGAGGAGCUUCGAGGACUGAAGGGCUUCCAGUACACGGCCACCCUGCUGGACCUAGAGAGGCUGCGCUUCGUGGGCACAUGCUGCCUCCGCUUGCUCAGAGUUUACAUCUGUGAGAUCUUCCCUAUAGCAGCCAGCACCAAAGCUGUGGUGGAGGAGUCGAGCAAGCUGGCUGAGUGCGUGGGGAAGACGCGCAGCCUGCUGAAGAAGAUCCUGUCUGAAGGAAUGGAUAACUGCCUCACCAAGCUGGACAACGACCCCCAGGGCUACUUGUCUCAACCCCUUACCCUGCUAGAGGCUGUGCUGCAGGAGUGUCACAACACCUUUACUGCUUGUUUCCACUCAUUCUACCCCACCCCAGCUCUGCAGUGGGCCUGCCUCUGUGACCUGCUCAACUGUCUGGAUCAGGACAUUGCCGAGGCUAACUUUCGCACGUCCAGCAGCCGUCUGUUGGCGGCCGUGAUGUCAGCUCUUUGCAACACCUCUGUCAAGCUGACGUCCAUCCUGCCCAUUGCUUAUGAUGGUGAAGUGCUACUGCGUUCUCUGGUUAAACAAGUCAGCACAGAGAAUGACUCUGCUCUUGCUCACCGCUUCCCCCUGCUGGUGGCUCAUAUGGAAAAACUAAGUCAUACUGAGGAGAACCUGAUGGGGAUGACCAGUUUCCGGGAGGUACUGGAGAAGAUGUUGGUGAUCGUUGUGCUGCCAGUGAGGAAGACUCUGAGGAAGGAGGUGGAGCUGUUCUCCCCACAUCUGGUCUCUAACACCUGUGGCCUCCUGGCCUCCAUCGUUUCUGAACUCACUGCGUCUGCUCUGGGCUCAGAGGUUGAUGGUCUGAACUCACUCCAUUCUGUGAAAGCAACUCCAAACCGUUUCACCAAAACAAGCCAGGGUCGGAGUUGGAACACGGGAAACGGCUCUCCAGAUGCCAUCUGUCUGACGGUGGACAAGCCCGGUGUUGUCCUGGUCGGGGUGUGUGUUUACGGAGGCGGAGGCAUCCACGAGUAUGAACUCGAGGUCCUUGCUGAUGAUGCUCAGACUGAGCACCCAGGGGACUCCGCACAUUCUCACAGGUGGACGUCUCUGGAGCUGGUUAAGGGUACUUACAGCACUGAUGAUUCUCCAAGUGACAUUGCUGAGAUUCGCCUGGACAAAGCUGUCCCUCUCAAGGAAGGGGUGAAGUACGCUGUCCGACUGCGAAACUACGGCAGCCGUACUGCAAACGGGGAUGGAGGUAUGACCACUGUGCAGUGCUCUGAUGGUGUGGCUUUCACCUUCAGCACCUGUAGCUUGAGUAGCAAUGGGACAAACCAGACCAGGGGACAGAUCCCACAGAUUCUCUACUACAGGAGUGAGUAUGAUGGAGACCUCCAGUCUCAGCUGCUGAGCAAAGCCAACGAGGAGGACAAAAAUUGUAGCCGAGCUCUGUCUGUGGUCAGCGCAGUCGUUAGAGCGGCAAAGGAUCUUCUGCAUCGAGCAUUUGCUGUGGAUGUGGACGAUAUUCCUGAACUGUUAAGUUCCUCCAGUCUAUUCUCCAUGCUCCUGCCUCUUAUCCUGGCCUACAUUGGACCUGUAGCUGCCACUGUACCAAAGGCUGCUGUGGAGGUGUUUGGACUGGUUCAAGAACUGCUACCCGCUGUCUCUGCUCUCAACCAAAAAUAUGCACCACCCACUUUCAAUCCCAAUCAGUCAACAGAUAGCACCACCGGCAACCAGCCUGAGCAGGGCCUAUCUGCUUGUACCACCUCAAACCACUAUUCUGUAAUUGAGAGUGAUCACCCUUACAAGCAAGCUGGAGUCACACAGUACAGGGUAUCCUUCCCAGACUGUGUUCGCUGGACCACUAUUGAAUUUGACCCACAGUGUGGUACUGCACAACCAGAGGAUGUCCUACGUCUGCUCAUCCCCAGUCGUACCCUCCACCUGUCCAGCUUUUUGGGCAAACCAUUAAUCCAUAACACCAUCAACACCUGGACUGAGCUCAAGAAGUUCUCAGGUUCUAUAGGCUGGCCAACCACCGUCCUAGUGUUGCCAGGUAAUGAAGUGCUGUUCUCACUGGAAACUGCCUCUGAUUAUGUCAAAGAUGAGAAAGCUUGUUUCUAUGGCUUCAAGUGUGUUGCAGUGGGGUACGAAUUCAACCCUGGCCCUGAUGAGGGUAUCAUUCAGCUGGAGAAAGAGCUGGCCUACUUAGGGAGCGUGUGUGCUGCAGCUCUGAUGAAGAAAGACCUGGCACUGCCAAUAGGCAAUGAAUUGGAAGAGGAUCUUGAGAUUCUUGAGGAAGCCUCUCUUCAGGUGUGUAAGGCCCACUCAGGCAUUUUGGGAAAGGGCCUAGCCUUGUCUCACUCUCCCACCAUCCUUGAGGCCUUGGAGGGGAAUCUUCCUCUUCACCUCCAAACCAAUGAGCACUCCUUCCUCGAGGACUUCAUCACCUGUGUCCAGAACUCAAGUGGAGGCCGUCUGGCCAGGUGGCUGCAGCCGGACUCAUAUGCAGACCCCCAGAAAACAUCUCUGAUACUCAACAAGGAUGACAUACGCUGUGGGUGGCCAACCACUGUGGUCGUACAGACCAAAGACCAAUAUGGGGAUGUGGUUCAUGUUCCAAACAUGAAGGUUGAGGUAAAGGCUGUACCUGUUUCACAGAAGAAGUCGAUGCAGCCGGACAAUGUCAAGAAGCUUCAGCGUCUUCCUGGAAACUCCUCCCCAUCAUCCACUGGCCCAGACUUAACCUUUGGCGGUCUGCCUGUCCCCAAGUUGGACAGCACAUACGAGCCUGUGAUUGUCAAAGAGGCUCGAUACAUUGCCAUCACCAUGAUGAAGGCAUAUGAAAGCUACUCGUUUGAAGAGUUGCGUUUUGCUUCACCCACCCCAAAGAGACCCAGUGAGAACAUGCUGAUUCGUGCCAAUACUGAUGGAACGUACAGUGCCAACUGGACUCCGGGAGCAGUAGGACUCUAUACAAUCCACGUCACCAUUGAUGGCAUUGAAAUAGAUGCUGGUUUGGAGGUAGAAGUAAAAGAUCCUCCGAAAGGUAUGAUACCUCCUGGAACUCAGAUGGUCAAACCAAAGGCUGAGCCGCAGCCUAGCAAGGUCCGCAAAUUUGUGUCCAAGGACAGCGCAGGCCUGCGUGUUCGUAGUCACCCCUCCCUGCAGAGUGAACAGAUAGGCAUAGUGCAUGUCAAUGGCACCAUCACUUUCAUUGACGAGAUCCACAAUGAUGAUGGUGUGUGGCUCAGGCUCAAUGAUGAAACAGUAAAGAAGUAUGUUCCCAGCAUGAAUGGGUACACUGAAGCGUGGUGCCUCUCUUUUAAUCAGCACCUGGGCCGGAGCCUACUGGUCCCAGCUGACGAGGUCAGGGGCCAAACGGAGGAGAGCGUAAAGGAGGUGAGCAGCUGUCCCUCCCACGAGGCCCCCAUUCGGGUGCAGAACAGGGCAGGGCAGGGCGGCGGUCCGGGGCUUUAUAAGGUAGUGAAGACCGGCCCCUCUGGUCACAACAUCAGAAGCUGCCCAAACCUUAGGGGUAUCCCCAUUGGAAUGUUAGUACUUGGCAACAAGGUCAAGGCCGUAGGCGAGGUGGUGAACUCAGAAGGGACCUGGGUGCAGCUGGAUAAGAACAGUGUCGUGGAGUUCUGUGAGAGUGAUGAAGGCGAGGCCUGGUCACUCGCCAGAGACCGUAGUGGCAACCAGUACCUUUGUCAUGAUGAUGAACAAACGUUGGUUGAGCACGGGGCCCAGACACCUCCGCCCAGCCCCUUCUCUGUGCAGGCCUUCAGCAGAGCUACAUCAUCCAAUGGAGCACAAGGGUUUGACUACGGCAUUUCAAACAACAAAGGUGAACGAGGGAACCUGUUGUCCAGCACACGACCCAUGUCGCCAGGAUCCAAACACCGUCAAGAGAAUCGUUCACCAAAACAGGAGAGUCGAGGAAGCCGCACAUCUGACCAGAGCAGAGUCAAGACUGGUGACAGUGGACUUUCAGCAAGUGAAGCCCUCAUACUUCGCUCAGACACAGCCAAGUUGAGGUCUGACUCUCAUAGCCGUUCCCACUCCCCAAAUCACAACACUCUGCAGGCAUUAAAGGCCGAUGGACGACCUACAGGGCUACGUGCUGAGUCCCCGAACCCAGGCUCUCGUUCUUCCUCUCCUAAACAGAAAGUCCUGUCCUCUUCAGGCAGGUUGAGUCCCUCCAGCAACACCACCCAGCACUCAUCUUCCACUCAUCAUGACAAAAACCUCCCACCUAAAGUUAGUCCAUCCUCCAAGGUCCAGCUGGACCCUCCGAGAGAAAGGUCUAAAUCAGAUUCCUACACCCUGGACCCUGACACACUUAGAAAGAAGAAGAUUCCACUUACAGAGCCACUGAGGGGCAGGUCUACAUCCCCAAAACCUAAGCUGUCCCCUAAAGAUCCAAAUAAAGGAGUGAUAAAUAAUGUGGAGAACCGUGUUCCUUCUCCACAUGUGACCCAGGAAAACCUGCACAGCGAAGUGGUUGAAGUUUGCACCUCUAGUGCGCUCCUUUCUAAUGAAGAUACCAAUGAUGAGAAUGUAGACGUCCGGAAUGUUGAUGAGGGCUCAUGUAAGGUGCACUUUAGCAUUGGUAAAGCCCCAGUCAAAGAGGAACUAGAGAGCCGUUCAUCACCCAAAGUCAGCCGUAAAACCUCCUGUCGCCAUGCACGCCCAAAGAAGGACAAAUCUGGUCCCCUUUUUAAAGCCGAGACUUCCCAAAGACUCACAGAACCUGCCAAACAGGCCAUGUCACCCUCUGUGGCCGAAUGUGCACGAGCAGUCUUUGCAGCAUUUUUGUGGCAUGAGGGUAUUGUCCAUGAUGCUAUGGCAUGUUCAUCCUUUCUCAAGUUCAACCCGGACUUAACCAAAGAGCACGCUCCUAUUAGAAGCUCGCUUGGAGGACAAGGAGCAGAGGAGAAGGAGAACAAGUUAAAGAAUCGUCACUCCUUAGAGAUUUCCUCUGCCCUGAAUAUGUUUAAUAUUGCUCCCCACGGCCCAGACAUCUCCAAAAUGGGCAGCAUCAACAAAAAUAAAGUCCUCUCCAUGCUGAAGGAGCCUCCACUCCCAGAAAAGUGUGAAGAUGGGAAAGCAGAAGCCAUUUCUUAUGAAAUGGCUUCUCAUCCGGCUAUGAGAGCAAAAUCGAUCUUACCGUUGACUUUGCAGCAUCUGGUGGCGUUCUGGGAGGACAUCUCUAUGGCCACCAUCAAGGCAGCCACCCAGAACAUGAUCUUUCCCAGCCCGGGGUCUAGUGCCAUGUUAAAAAAGAAGGAGCAUGAGAAAGAUGGUAAAAAGGCAAAGAAGGAGAAGAAGAAAAGAGAGAAAGCCGAGGUGCGACCAAGAGGGAAUCUGUUUGGAGAGAUGGCACAGCUGGCUAUGGGUGGACCAGAGAAGGACACGAUCUGUGAGCUGUGCGGAGAAUCUCACCCGUACCCUGUCACGUACCAUAUGAGACAGGCCCACCCAGGCUGUGGCCGCUAUGCAGGAGGCCAGGGUUACAAUAGUAUUGGCCACUUCUGUGGUGGUUGGGCUGGGAACUGUGGAGAUGGAGGCAUAGGGGGCAGCACUUGGUACCUGGUGUGUGAUCGCUGCCGGGAGAAAUACCUGAGAGAGAAGCAAACUGCCGCCAGGGAGAAGGUGAAACAGUCCAGAAAGAAACCUCUGCAAGUGAAGACCCCGAGGGCACUACCCACUAUGGAGGCCCACCAGGUGAUCCGGGCAAAUGCUUUGUUUCUGCUGUCGCUCAGCAGCGCGGCCGAGCCAAGCAUGUUGUGCCACCACCCUCCGCGACCGCUGCAUUCACAGCUUCCUAGCCUCAAGGAGGGCGUUUCAGAUGAACUCCCAAAUAAGAUGGGCUGCCUCUACCUACAGACACUCGCUAGGCAACAUACAGAGAACUUUGGAGGCUACCAAGAUGACAGUCUCUUCCAAGAUGAGAUGAGAUAUUUGCGCUCCACCUCGGUUCCCGCACCUUACAUUUCAGUUACCCCGGACGCCUGCCCCAAUGUUUUUGAGGAGCCAGAGAGCAACAUGAAGUCAAUGCCGCCAAGUCUUGAGACCAGUCCGAUAACAGACAGUGACACGGCGAAGCGCACAGUGUUUCAGAGGUCAUACUCAGUCGUAGCCUCUGAGUACGACAAGCAACACUCACCCUCCCAGGCUCGUGCCAAAGCCGUCCCCAGGCGAAGAGUCCACAGUGGUGACGCAGAGGUGGGAUCUUCCCUGUUACGCCAUCCCUCUCCAGAACUAUCCCGGCUGAUCUCGGCUCAUGGAUCCCUCAGUAAAGGGGAGAGAAACUUCCAGUGGCCUGUCCUGGCUUUUGUAAUCCAGCACCAUGACCUUGAGGGUCUGGAGGUGGCCAUGAAACACGCACUGAGGAAGUCUGCCUGCAGGGUGUUUGCCAUGGAGGCAUUCAACUGGCUGCUGUGUAACGUGAUCCAGACCACCUCCCUGCAUGACAUCCUUUGGCACUUUGUAGCUUCUCUCACCCCGUCUCCCUUUGAACCUGAGGAUGAGGAGGAUGAUGAGAACAAAGGGAACAAAGAAAACGUGGACCAGGAAAGAGAUCUUGGCGUCUGUGAGCAUCCUCUGUCAGACAUUGUUAUUGCUGGAGAAGCAGCUCAUCCUCUCCCCCACACCUUCCACCGCCUCCUUCAGACCAUAUCUGACCUCAUGAUGUCACUCCCUGGUGGUAGCUCGCUGCAGCAGAUGGCUUUAAGGUGCUGGAGUCUCAAGUUCAAGCAGUCAGACCACCAGUUCCUCCACCAGAGCAACGUCUUUCAUCACAUCAAUAAUAUCUUGUCCAAGUCGGACGAUGGAGACAGUGAGGAGAGCUUCAACAUCAGCGUGCAAUCAGGCUAUGAAGCAAUGAACCAGGACCUCUGCUUGGUCACCUGUCUGAAGGACUUGACCAGCGUAGUGGACAUCAAGACGUCUAGUCGUCCCGCUAUGAUUGGCAGCUUAACAGACGGUUCCACCGAGACCUUCUGGGAGUCUGGAGAUGAGGAUAAGAACAAAACGAAGAGCAUCACCAUCAGCUGUGUGAAAGGCAUAAAUGCCACCAAUGUGUCUGUUCACGUGGACAACUCCAGAGACAUUGGAAACAAAGUGACAUCUGUGUCAUUCUUGUGCGGAAAAACGAUCGAGGAUCUCUGCAGAUUUAAACAGGUUGACCUUGACUCACGUCAUAUGGGUUGGGUGACAAUUGAGCUUCCCGGAGGGGACCACCACGUGAUUAAGGUGGAACUGAAAGGUCCGGAGAACACCCUGAGGGUGCGGCAAGUGAAGGUCCUUGGCUGGAAAGAGGGCGAGAGCAUAAAAAUUCCAGGACAGAUCUCAGCCAGCAUGGCCCAACAGAAGAACUGUGAGGCAGAGACUCUCCGAGUGUUUCGCCUCAUCACCUCGCAGGUUUUUGGAAAACUAAUCUGUGGUGAUGCAGAACCAACUCCAGAGCAGGAGGAGAAAAACCUGCUUUCAUCACCAGAGGGAGAAGACAAGGUGCCUUCUGAUGCAGAUCUUAAAGAGCACAUGGUAGGAAUCAUUUUCAGCCGGAGCAAACUGACCAACCUACAGAAACAGGUGUGUGCACAUAUUGUCCAGGCUAUACGCAUGGAGGCCACGCGUGUGAGGGAGGAGUGGGAGCACGCCAUCUCCAGCAAAGAGAACGCCAACUCCCAGCCUAGCGACGACGAUGCCUCCUCAGAUGCCUACUGCUUUGAGCUCCUGUCCAUGGUUCUGGCGCUGAGCGGCUCCAACGUGGGUCGUCAGUACCUGGCUCAGCAGCUUACGCUCUUGCAGGAUCUGUUUUCUCUGCUGCAUACUGCCUCACCGCGAGUGCAGAGACAGGUGACGUCGUUGCUCAGACGUGUCCUUCCAGAGGUGACGCCUGUGCGACUCGCCAGCAUCAUUGGAGUAAAGGCUCUGCCACCAGCAGACAUCAGUGACAUCAUCCACUCCACAGAGAAAGGCGACUGGAACAAGCUGGGAAUUCUCGACAUGUUCCUGGGCUGUAUUGCUAAAGCCCUCACUGUACAGCUGAAAGCCAAAGGCACCACCAUUUCUGGAACAGCCGGAACGGCGGCAGGCAAAGGAGUCACCACAGUGACACUGCCCAUGAUCUUCAACUCGAGCUAUAUUCGCAGAGGGGAGAGCCACUGGUGGAUGAAAGGUUCCACUCCCCCACAAAUUGCUGAGAUCAUCAUAAAGCUGGUCAAAGACAUGGCGGGUGGCCACCUUUCAGAUGCCUGGUCCAGAGUCACCAAAAACGCAAUAGCUGAAACCAUCAUAGCCCUGACCAAAAUGGAGGAGGAGCAUAGGUCACCUGUGCGCUGUAUCGCCACCACCAGGCUGUGGCUGGCCUUGGCUUCGCUAUGUGUGCUGGACCAGGACCAUGUAGACAGACUGUCCUCUGGACGUUGGAUGGGCAAAGACGGACAGCAGAAACAGAUGCCCAUGUGUGACAACCACGAUGACGGUGAGACAGCAGCCAUCAUUCUGUGCAACAUGUGCGGUAACCUUUGCACAGACUGUGACCGCUUCCUCCACCUGCACCGACGCACGCGCUCUCACCAGAGACAGGUGUUCAAAGAGGAAGAGGAGGCUAUAAAGGUGGAUCUCCAUGAAGGCUGCGGGAGGACGAAGCUCUUCUGGCUUAUGGCUCUGGCUGACUCCAAGACAAUGAAGGCUAUGGUGGAGUUCAGAGAGCACACAGGUAAACCAGCUUCCAGUAGCUCAGAGGCAUGCAGGUUCUGUGGUACGAGGAAUGGAACCGAGCUGUCCGCAGUCGGCAGCGUGUGUUCCGACCCAGACUGUCAGGAGUAUGCUAAACUGGCGUGUAGUAAGACGCACCCUUGUGGACACCCGUGUGGCGGCGUGAAGAAUGAGGAGAGCUGCCUUCCGUGUCUCUACAGCUGCGACAAGAACACCGGCUGUUUAAAACAGGAUGCGGACGACAUGUGUAUGAUCUGCUUCACAGAAGCACUUUCUGCUGCUCCUGCAGUACAGCUGGACUGCAGUCACGUGUUCCAUCUUCAGUGUACUCGUCGUGUUCUGGAAAACCGCUGGCUGGGGCCCCGGAUCACAUUCGGCUUCAUGUUGUGUCCCAUCUGCAAGAACAAAAUCAAUCAUUCUGUGAUUAAGGACCUGCUCGACCCCAUUAAGGAGCUUUAUGAGGACGUGAGGAGAAAAGCUCUGAUGAGGCUGGAGUACGAGGGCUUACACAAGAGCGAGGCUAUAACUACACCAGGAGCGCGCUUCCACAACGAUCCCGCUGGCUUUGCCAUGAACAGAUAUGCAUAUUACGUCUGCUUCAAGUGCAAGAAGGCCUACUUUGGGGGAGAGGCACGAUGCGAUGCAGAAGCAGGACAAGGAGACGAUUACGACCCCAGCGAGCUGAUCUGCGGCGCAUGCUCAGACGUGUCCAGGGCUCAGAUGUGCUCCAAGCACGGCACAGACUUCUUAGAGUAUAAAUGCCGGUACUGCUGCUCCGUGGCUGUUUUCUUCUGCUUUGGCACCACACACUUCUGCAACGCCUGCCACGAUGACUUCCAGAGGAUGACCAGCGUCCCCAAGGAGGAGCUGCCCCACUGUCCUGCAGGACCCAAAGGCAAACAGCUGGAGGGGACAGAGUGCCCGUUGCAUGUGGUGCACCCGCCUACAGGGGAGGAGUUCGCUUUGGGCUGUGGUGUGUGCCGAAAUGCCCACACCUUCUAAACCGUUAAACACUCACCGUGAAGAAAACCUGAUAUCUAGUGCGAUUUCCGGCUGCCGCUGCCAGAGCUCAGGCCCAGAGAUCAACUCUAGCAUCGUCAAGGAAUUCCCCCUGGAUGACGCACCAGGAUUCUACCCUCGCCGGGAGUCCUCAGGUCUGCUUUUGUGCCGAGGAGUCUCCUGCCUCUGCUCCACAGGCGAGCCGUGGCACCUUCGGGUUGAAGUGUAACCUUAAUGAUAAAACAUAAUAGGACUUUUAAAAAAAAUGAAAAGAAGAAGAAAAAAAAAACCCUUGUGAAGUGUUUGCAUGCGGCCGUUGUAUCCUGUCGGCUUCCAUAGACGUUGCACACCUCCCGAUCAUUGAAGUGUAACUAUCCAAGAUUAAACAUUACAUAUGAACUCGAUUUGCUUCAAGCAACUGUGGAACAGUGUGGAUUUGAGGGGCGGAAAAAAGUAAAACAGGCCGUAUUUCCAGCUUCCUAGCUAUAAAUUUAAAAUAUUGUUGUAUGUAAACAUUUUUGGUAAUCUUGUACAGUAUCCACCACUGUCAAGUGCAUCAUAAUUUUGAUGGAGAGAAGAAGAAGAAAAAAAAAAAGAUGUUGGUGGAUAAGAAUAUCGUGUGGGAGGAAAGUCGUGUAUGAUUUAUCUAAUCUUGUAUAUAAUGAUAGUAUAAAAAAAGAAACAAAAAUGGCUGUAUUCCGAAGUUGCUACUCUUCAAACACUUCAGUUUUGUUUGAUAUUCUGGGUUUUGUUUUGAGCCAGAACUUUUAAUGAAGUGCAAUACUGGGUGUGCCUCCUGUUUUGCAGCUGUUUAACGUACAGAAUGUAUGUAUAAAAGCCACUGUACAUUUUUAUACAGUAGACAGUUGUAUUUUAGACACACACCCCCCCCCCCCCCAAGAACAUCGACUCUUUCGUGUUGUCUGUGUGACGAGCAGCCUGGUGCCUGAAGCAAAUGAUGGUGGAUGAAAAUCCUGUUUACAAAAAAAACAAACAAAUACGCAAACCGACCAAAUCCUUCAAUAAUACAACUUCAAAGUACGAAAAAUUACAGCUGAACAUCUUGAACCUGACUUUCCAUACCAAAUAAAGUUGUGCACCUAUAAUACGUUUCCCGACCAGGAGGCCGAGGAAUUUGGUGUGUGUGUGUGUGGGGGGGGAGACUGGUGAGAGACGAAGAGUAAACAGCUGCUGUUAUAUAAAUAAAGCUUAAUACUUGUGAAUCUGCUCUGUAAUAUCUGUGGUGGAUGGAGUUGAAUGGUAAUAAACCAGGUUCUCUGUUUCACAAA